UACACAUCCGGUGGAACAUCUGUCUCAUUGUUCUAUCUGUGGCUCAAUGGUUCCCAGUUCCCAGUUGUUCCGAACGCGACAUGUCUCAAGUGUGUGUUUAAGAUCCAACCGGCGAUGUCACGCAUCUAAAUUUACAUUUGUGUAAACGGUGUAACAACAGUGUGGGACCUAUUCCACCAGUGUUUUGCAGCAGAGGAGAAUCAUCAUGAAGACUCUGUUGGUGUUUGACUUCGACCACACCUUGGUGGAUGACAACAGUGACACCUGGGUCAUUCAGUGUAUCCCGGACCAAUGCCUGCCAGACCUGGUCAAGAACUCCUACCAGAAGGGACUCUGGACAGAGUACAUGGGCAGAGUCAUGUCCUAUAUAGGAGACCAGGACAUCAGCCCCGAUACAAUCCGAAGUGUGAUGGAGACAAUACCGUUUACAGACGGAAUGAUUGAACUGUUGACGUUCAUUGUGAGUAACAAGAACGACAUUGACUGCAUCAUUAUCUCAGAUUCAAACACAGUGUUCAUCGACUGGAUACUGCAGGUGGCUGGGGUUCAAGACGCGGUCGACCAAGUCUUCACCAAUCCGGCUGCGUUUGACAAGCGUGGCUACAUGGAGAUAGAAUGUUACCAUUCUCACCAGUGUAGCCAGUGCCCUGUCAAUCUGUGUAAGAGGAAAGUGCUGGCUGAUUUCCUGGCAGGGCAGUUGAAGGGAGGGGUAGAGUAUCAGAGAACUUUCUAUGUAGGGGACGGAGGGAACGACCUUUGCCCUUCCAACAGUCUAAGGGAAGGAGAUGUGGUGUUCCCUAGAAAGGGUUACACCUUGGAGAGGCUGCUCUCUAGACAGAGUGCACAACAAGGAGAGGGUUCGUCGAACCCGAGAGUCGUAGGAUGGACAAGUGGAAAAGAGAUCCUGAUGGAACUGAAAGCAUGUGUUCCCCUGUAGGGUACAGCUCUUUCUCAUACUAAAUGAAGUGUACUUGCAACGAUUAAAAAGUAUACCAAAUGCUUGAGAGGGAAGGAUUGUGAUUGUGUCUUUGUCCUGUUUUGAAAAGUUUUUGAAGAUCAUAUUUUAAAUCAGCGGGACUGUAUCACAUCACUCUCUCAGGUUCAGAUGCAAAUGAAUGUACAUCUUUGUGCUUCUUUUUGUCUUUAGCAAAUGUAGAGAGAUACAGAACCCAAUAAACAGAAAAGGAAAAAAACAAAUCACACCUGUAAAUUACACGUUAUAACUGUUUAUAAUUAAAUAUAUAUUCUAGGAUGUACAGUCAAUAAAAGACAUUGGCAUCACUUUUUACUAGGGCACUAUCUAUGUGCAAAAUGUAUUACCAGUCCAGUGUAUAACCAGUGCAAUUAUUUGUUGUCUCUACUAGGCUCUAUUGUGAGUGUUAUUAUAUAAAUGGCCGAUUACUGCUUUAGCAGUGCGGUUUUGUGGACCGUGACCCCGUCUCCCUGCCUCCCAAGAUAACCCUCUGUCUGUCCCUUUGUGUCAAUACGCUGAUAGUAGGACGAGGCGCGGUGAAUGUGAUUGGUCGAACGCUGUUAUUUGCGGCUGGUAAGAUUAUCAGAGGCGCUGCUGUCUGCGGCUGAGAUGCUCUGUCACAUCAGCUGAGCGCCUGCCGCGUCAGCCUAAAUAGAUAACGAAACUAAAUAGCGGAAUGUCAGGCGUUUAUUAGAUUGGUUGGUUUACAAGGGAAUUGCGCAUAAAUAAGGAUUUACAACAGAUGGCGUGUGAUACAGUUUGACUCGCUCCAAACACAGAGGAUGCUUUAACAACAGGAAAAUAAACCAUGUCGAGCAGGUAGAUGUGUGUCUAUUGUUCAGUGAGCUGUGUUAAUGAUCUUCACUCGGGACUAUUGUUCAGUGAGCUGUGUUAAUGAUCUUCACUCGGGACUAUUGUUCAGUGAGCUGUGUUAAUGAUCUUCACUCGGGACUAUUGUUCAGUGAGCUGUGUUAAUGAUCUUCACUCGGGACUAUUGUUCAGUGAGCUGUGUUAAUGAUCUUCACUCGGGACUAUUGUUCAGUGAGCUGUGUUAAUGAUCUUCACUCGGGACUAUUGUUCAGUGAGCUGUGUUAAUGAUCUUCACUCGGGACUAUUGUUCAGUGAGCUGUGUUAAUGAUCUUCACUCGGGACUAUUGUUCAGUGAGCUGUGUUAAUGAUCUUCACUCGGGACUAUUGUUCAGUGAGCUGUGUUAAUGAUCUUCACUCGGGACUAUUGUUCAGUGAGCUGUGUUAAUGAUCUUCACUCGGGACUAUUGUUCAGUGAGCUGUGUUAAUGAUCUUCACUCAGGACUAUUGUUCAGUGAGCUGUGUUAAUGAUCUUCACUCGGGACUAUUGUUCAGUGAGCUGUGUUAAUGAUCUUCACUCGGGACUAUUGUUCAGUGAGCUGUGUUAAUGAUCUUCACUCGGGACUAUUGUUCAGUGAGCUGUGUUAAUGAUCUUCACUCGGGACUAUUGUUCAGUGAGCUGUGGUAAUGAUCUUCACUCGGGACUAUUGUUCAGUGAGCUGUGGUAAUGAUCUUCACUCGGGACUAUUGUUCAGUGAGCUGUGUUAAUGAUCUUCACUCGGGACUAUUGUUCAGUGAGCUGUGUUAAUGAUCUUCACUCGGCACUAUUUAGAUUGCAUAGUAUUCUGUCAAGUGUAUGUAGGUCCUAUGUGAAUACAUUACAUUGUGUUUUAAAUAAGACGACUAAUAGAUUACAUGAUCAAAUACUCUCUGGAUCCGUUGCAAAUCCAUGUAUGUUUACUAUCUGUGCUCAGUUCAUCGUUUUUUGCAAGGUGUUGCUGCUUACAGUAUUGCUAAAUGUUCAUUAUGCAAUGUUUUCUGUUUUAGCAAUAAACCCAAUUUGAUUCUA
Messenger RNA from Oncorhynchus kisutch (coho salmon), 2849 nucleotides. RefSeq names its product pyridoxal phosphate phosphatase PHOSPHO2. Bases 206 to 937 code for a protein of 243 amino acids. Gene Ontology annotation, molecular function: phosphatase activity. NCBI's taxonomy places the organism in Eukaryota, Metazoa, Chordata, Actinopteri, Salmoniformes, Salmonidae. The record is from RefSeq and is a predicted model, not a curated record. The transcript is spliced from 2 exons.